Messenger RNA from Ascochyta rabiei, 318 nucleotides. RefSeq lists its product as uncharacterized. NCBI's taxonomy places the organism in Eukaryota, Fungi, Ascomycota, Dothideomycetes, Pleosporales, Didymellaceae. The transcript has a single exon. The coding region runs from base 1 to 318 and encodes 105 amino acids. The record is from RefSeq and is a predicted model, not a curated record.
AUGACUGAGCACCUACUGGACUACAAGGAACUGUUCCUCCAGGAACAAUGUUGGCGCGAAUUCGCAGAGCUUAAACAGAAGGAAGCUGAGAUGAUCCAAAGAAAUGAGUGUCACAGAUGCGAAGAAGCUGAGGCAAGGACUCGCAAGACGAUGUUGCCUGAAUUCUUCAACGCGCGGCACCACCACCUCCACCUGGGUCUUGCCGUCCAGACCGAUGCAUCCCUAUCAACGCGAGGCGAUUCUGCGAACGCGAACAACAAGCUUCGAUCUGAAAGGCUCCGCGUGUGGGACGACAUCAUGGAACCGGGCUUUGCCUAG